Molecule: messenger RNA, 1600 nt
Organism: Habropoda laboriosa
Lineage: Eukaryota; Metazoa; Arthropoda; Insecta; Hymenoptera; Apidae
Gene: slim
Product: kelch domain-containing protein 10 homolog
Exons: 3
Coding region: 428-1600 (390 amino acids)
Biological process (GO): positive regulation of stress-activated MAPK cascade
Molecular function (GO): protein binding
Source: RefSeq, a predicted model, not a curated record
UUGCAGUUUUAAAUGAAGCAUGAGUUUACAGUUGUAUGUGCGUUGCUGAAAAAAGUGAUUUCUUAAAGUGAAACGAUUGGAAUAGAAUAUCUUGUGUUCGUUGCAUAAACAGCCGAUAGAGCUGACAAAGGAUUUUGUUGUAUUACGCCAUGUUUGUCGAUGUGAGAAAAGUACACCCGAUGUAUUGCAGUGUUCGUGCAAGAUGUCUGUGUUAAAAAAUUUAUAUGCGCAUUGAAACAAUACUCAUAUGCUUAUUCAAAGUAGCCCGACACUUAUUGUAACGUAUAAACGUUAAAGCGACAAGUAAAUCGCUUGAAUAUACGCAAAACGAUAUGUAGGAAUGCUACACGAUUUUUUUUAAAAGGCAAACAUUAGUAUUUUUAGCUACUUACAUAGAAGCUGAUUUAUUGUCAAUUAAUUGACAAACAUGUAUAAGUUCAAACCGUUUGUUUUCACGAUAAAUGAAACACAGAGUAAGAAACGGCCAAAGCCUAGAAGUGGACAUAGAAUAGUCUGUGAUCGUAAGAAUUUAUAUUCUUAUGGUGGUUUUAAUCCAUGCAUCCUUGACCGUGAUCCUGAUAUGAUAAAUGACCGUAUAUGGAGAUCUAGUAAACCACUUUUCAAGGAAAUUUGGAAAUUUAAUUUUGUUACACAAGAAUGGAAGCUUCUACCAGGUCGAGAUAAUAUGCCCAAUGAAUUAGCAUCUAAUGCUGUGAUUUUAAGGGGUAAUACCCUGAUGGUGCAUGGUGGAACUGGUGUACCAUUUGGACAUACCUGCAGUAAUCACCUUUAUAUGUAUGAUGUUAAUAGUGGUAAAAUAUACAAAGUGUCACCAAAGGGAGAUCUCCCUGAACCCCUAUAUGGACAAGCUUUAAUAUAUCAUGAAUUAUAUUUAUAUACUGUUGGUGGUACUACAGGAUACGAAUACACUUGUGAUAUUUAUAGAUUUGAUUUGAGGACUCAUUUUUGGGAAAGUGUUUAUAUAUGUUCUGGGAAAGAUCAAAGUGAACCUAUAGGAAGGUAUAGACACGAAUUAGCAUUCGAUGGAAAACUUAUAUAUGUGUUAGGAGGAGGAACAGCUACAGAUUCUUUUGGAUUUGCAGAAAUCCCUGCUUUUGAUUUAGAAACAAAGAAGUGGAUAGUAUUAAACACAUUUGGUGAUAAUAAUGAUAAUACAUUUCCUCAACCUAGGCGUUGCCAUGGUUCUGUACAAUAUACAGAUGACAAAACAGGAAUUACAUCGGUAGUAAUCUCAGGAGGGUAUAAUGGAGAUAACCACAUCUUCUCUGAUGUUUGGAGAUUAGAUUUGAAUCAUCUGCAAUGGACAUGUUUAAGGAAAUGUAGACUUCCACGUCCUGUAUACUUUCAUUCUGCAGCCCUUACCCCAGAAGGAUGCAUGUACACAUUUGGUGGUAUUAUUAAAGAAAAUGACAAGAUUGUAAGAACAGCUGCAGUAUAUUGUGUUUGGUUAACAAUCCCAAAAUUAUCAGAAAUGUGUUGGCAAGCAUUGAUUUAUUACUAUCCAGACAUAGGACAUAGAUCACAGGAUGAAUUACUUAACAUGGGUAUACCUCUAAAAUUUGUGCAAAGAGUCUUAUAA